AUGCCAAAAAGUCGUCUCUUUUACAUCCGAGAUGAGAACUCCGGCUACUUGUUUUUAGUGGACACUGGGGCACAAAUUAGUGUAAUACCAGCCAAGCCUAAUAUGUUGACUAGAAAGACAGAUUAUACGCGAUCUUUUCCGUGGGUAUUCACGAUAGCCCAAGUUCGAACCCCAAUCCUAGGAGCGGAUUUCCUCGCCCACUUUAACUUGUCCGUUAAUAUGUCUUCCCUUUCUUUGGAGGAUAAAACGACCAACAUUACAAGGAAAGGAAUUACAUCUAUUCAUACGAGCACAUGUAUCAGCGCAACUCUACCUGAAGCCAACGGAAUGCAGGAUCUGUUACAAAAAUAUUCUCAAAUUACAACACCAUUCCGGUAUACAGAAACCGUUCGUCACAAUGCUGAGCACCACAUUGAUACUACGGGCCCACCCACGCAUUCAUCUCCACGGCGAUUGAGGCCUGAUAAAUAUAAACUGGCGAACGACGAGUUUCAGCACAUGCUGGACCUCGGUAUAAUUAGACCUUCUUCGAGUCCUUACUCAUCUCCUCUUCAUAUGGUUCCAAAACCGGACUCAGGAGCUUGGAGACCUUGUGGCGACUUCCGGAAGCUGAAUGCUACUACAAUUCCGGAUAAAUACCCCAUCCCGCACUUGCACGAUUUCGCAGUGGGUCUGCAGGGCGCCACAGUCUUCACCAAACUUGAUCUGGUGAAAGCAUUCCACCAGAUACCAGUGGCCAAGGAAGACAUCUAUAAUACAGCAAUAACUACUCCUUUUGGCUUAUACGCAUUUAGGGGUAAGUCGAUACAGCCGCAAAUUUACUCUUCCACCUCAUCAGCUUCUUCUGCGUUCUUGUUCACUGCCGCUGACUUUAUAUGCGUUCGAAGGUGGUCAGUCUUCGACUUUUCCGUAGAAGACUGCCUUACUCCUGACCUCCUUCGGUGCGUGCUUCUCUGUAGAGAGAUAGUACAAUCUCUUCAUAUGAUUCGCCUGACGUGCUAA
Molecule: messenger RNA, 1002 nt
Organism: Acanthosepion pharaonis
Lineage: Eukaryota; Metazoa; Mollusca; Cephalopoda; Sepiida; Sepiidae
Source: the annotation of a GenBank genome assembly